GAUAAUUCUUCUUAAGUCAAAAGACCGAAUCCGCGUAGUGCAACCGCUACGUACAACGACUGAUCCUUUCCGGUAAUCGCGGGCAUUUCUGUGUGUUUCCCCAUCACCAAUCAAGUGGCGCAGUGAGAAGCUGCGUUGUUUGAAGCGUUACCUGAUAUUGCUAUGAUGCUCGCUUCCGCCGUACGCAAUUUGUCCCGUCGGUCGUUUUCGACCUCUAAGGCAGUCUCUGCCCAACAAUUGACCGUCCGCGAUGCCCUCAACGCAGCACUGGACGAGGAAAUGGAACGGGAUGAGAAAGUGUUCAUCCUCGGUGAAGAAGUAGCCCAGUAUGAUGGUGCGUACAAGGUUUCCCGAGGACUAUGGAAGAAAUACGGAGAUAAGCGAGUGAUCGAUACUCCCAUCACGGAGAUGGGUUUCGCCGGUAUUGCAGUUGGUGCGGCAAUGGCUGGAUUGCGUCCGGUGUGCGAAUUCAUGACAUUCAAUUUUUCGAUGCAGGCCAUCGAUCAGGUCAUCAACUCGGCCGCUAAAACUUUCUACAUGUCUGCCGGCACGGUUAACGUGCCGAUUGUGUUCCGAGGUCCAAAUGGAGCUGCAGCUGGUGUAGCGGCACAGCAUUCGCAAUGUUUUGGAGCCUGGUAUUCGCAUUGUCCCGGAUUGAAAGUUGUGUCCCCAUAUGACAGCGAAGAUGCGAAAGGACUAUUGAAGGCUGCCAUCCGCGAUCCAGAUCCGGUCGUUGUGUUGGAAAACGAAAUGCUGUACGGUGUUGGAUAUCCGGUGUCUGACCAAGUGUUAGACAAGAACUUUGUACUACCGAUUGGCAAGGCGAAAAUUAUGCGCCCGGGCAAGCACAUCACUAUUGUAGCACACUCAAAAUCCGUCGAAACUGCGCUCCAAGCAGCCAACGAACUGGCCGGUAAGGGAAUCGAAGCCGAAGUCAUCAACCUCCGAUCACUUCGCCCAUUGGACUCGGAAACGAUUUUCAAAUCCGUACAAAAAACUCAUCACCUCGUGACGGUCGAGCAGGGAUGGCCUCAGAGUGGCAUUGGUUCCGAAAUUUGUGCACGCAUUAUGGAGCACGAGACAUUCUUCCAUCUGGAUGCACCGAUAUGGCGUGUUACCGGUGUCGAUGUUCCAAUGCCUUACGCUAAGACACUAGAAGCCGCCGCCCUUCCUCAAGUACCUGAUGUUGUCACUGCCGUUAAUAAGGUGCUGGGUGUGAAGUAAAUCUCAGUCCCAUUCAAUCAAUAGCGUGUGCUUUGCGGGUUAGAAACAAAAA
Anopheles maculipalpis is the source of this 1276-nucleotide messenger RNA. It is a transcript of the gene Pdhb, whose product is annotated as pyruvate dehydrogenase E1 component subunit beta, mitochondrial. Gene Ontology annotation, molecular function: pyruvate dehydrogenase (acetyl-transferring) activity. Gene Ontology annotation, biological process: pyruvate decarboxylation to acetyl-CoA. The record is from RefSeq and is a predicted model, not a curated record. NCBI's taxonomy places the organism in Eukaryota, Metazoa, Arthropoda, Insecta, Diptera, Culicidae. The coding region runs from base 163 to 1224 and encodes 353 amino acids. The transcript is spliced from 6 exons.